Mus musculus (house mouse) is the source of this 4978-nucleotide messenger RNA. It is a transcript of the gene Slc46a3, whose product is annotated as solute carrier family 46, member 3. Gene Ontology annotation, biological process: copper ion transmembrane transport; transmembrane transport; vacuolar transmembrane transport. Lineage: Eukaryota; Metazoa; Chordata; Mammalia; Rodentia; Muridae. Bases 360 to 1742 code for a protein of 460 amino acids. The transcript is spliced from 6 exons. The record is from RefSeq and is marked validated. Gene Ontology annotation, molecular function: transmembrane transporter activity. Gene Ontology annotation, cellular component: lysosomal membrane.
AGAGUGAUGAUGCUCGGCGGCCGAGUCACCACUAGGGCCCAAAGACCAAGAGUGCGGCGGCGCGGGGAGCGGCGGGGACUGAGUCCAGGGCCAACAGAGUCCGGGAGGUGCGCUUAUUUCUCUUUGCCUUCUAACAGGGCUCGAGUGUCCCGUCCCAAGGGACGUCCCCCUGUUGCGGUCUAGCUCCACCUCGCUGCCCCUUCCUUUGGCUCUUCCCAGCUGGCGAACCGUGCUGAAAACCCGGGGGCGCUACGCCCCGCACUGGGUAACGGAGAACACAGUCCCGACUACGGUCCCACCUGUGCCUAGCCUAGCAGGAAAACUGUAACCGUGGGACUCGAUCUGCCCACUUGAGCAAUAUGAAGAUUUCAUUCAUAGAGCCCGCCAUUCUCCUGAACGCGUUUGCUAUGACUCUGACCAUCCCGCUGACAGCGCAGUACGUGUACCGGAGGAUCUGGGAGGAAACCGGUAACUACACCUUUGCUUCCAAUAGCAAUGGCUCUGAGUGUGACCAAAACAAAAGCAGCUCCAUCUUUGCAUUCCGGGAGGAAGUUCAGAAAAAGGCAUCUCUCUUCAACCUGCAGGUGGAAAUGAGUGCCUUAAUUCCUGGUCUGGUGUCUACCUUCAUGCUUUUAGCGAGCAGCGACAACCACGGACGGAAACUUCCCAUGGUCCUGUCAUCUCUUGGCUCUCUGGGUACCAACACUUGGCUGUGCAUGAUGUCCUACUUUGACCUUCCUCUCCAGCUUCUGAUAGCAUCCACCUUUAUUGGCGCCCUCUUUGGGAAUUACACCACGUUCUGGGGAGCUUGCUUCGCCUACAUUGUGGAUCAGCAGAAAGAAUACAAGCAUAGAAUCAUCCGCAUAGCCAUCCUGGAUUUCAUGCUUGGAGUCGUUACUGGGCUAACAGGCCUGUCAUCUGGCUAUUUUAUCCGAGAACUGGGUUUUGUGUGGUCCUAUUUCAUAACUGCCAUGGUUCUUAUAGUCAACCUGGCCUACAUUUUAUUUUUCCUCAAUGAUCCCAUAAAGGAGUCUUCAUCUCAGAUUGUGACUAUGUCAUGUAUCGAAAGCCUUAAGGACCUAUUUUACCGGACUUACAUGCUUUUUAAAAAUGGUUCCAGUAAGCGGCAGGCUUUGCUUUGUCUGCUGAUUUUUACCCUUGUCAUUUAUUUCUUUGUGAUAAUCGGAAUCUCCCCAAUUUUUACACUUUAUGAGCUGGGCCCUCCGCUCUGCUGGAAUGAGGUUUACAUAGGCUAUGGUUCAGCUCUGGGCAGUGUCUCCUUUUUAAGUAGUUUCCUAGGCAUCUGGCUAUUUUCUUAUUGUUUGAAGGAUAUUCACAUUGCCUAUAUUGGCAUUUUUACCACCAUGGUGGGGAUGACGCUGGCUGCCUUCACCAGGACCACUCUAAUGAUGUUUUUAGUCAGGAUUCCGUUCAUUUUCACCAUCAUGCCACUUUCCGUCCUGAGGUCCAUGCUGUCAAAGGUGGUCCACUCGACUGAGCAAGGUGCGUUGUUUGCUUGUAUAGCUUUCUUAGAAACGCUGGCUGGGGUCACUUCGACCUCUGCGUACAGUGGGAUUUACUCAGCCACUGUUGCCUGGUACCCUGGCUUCAUCUUCCUGCUGUCCGCUGGCCUCCUGGUCCUCCCAGCCAUCAGUCUAUGCUGCGUCAAGAGCAUUGGCUGGGAAGAGGGAAGCUACACACUCCUCGUCCACGAAGAACCCAGUGAGCACACAUCAGACUAGUGACAGUCGGCAGCAAUGCACACGUCCCUAUGCAGUGAGCACACAUCAGACUAGUGACAGUCGGCAGCAAUGCACACGUCCCUAUGCAGUGAGCACACAUCAGACUAGUGACAGUCGGCAGUAAUGCACAUGUCCCUAUGCAGUGAGCACACAUCAGACUAGUGACAGUCGGCAGCAAUGCACACGUCCCUCUGCGCAACUCCUGAAGAAUAUAAACUCCACAAUCGCAUUUCAUCAGCAAUCCACAGGACAAAACCCUGUCUCCUAACCCAAGUGAGUCGGGAGGAAGGCACCCAGCUCUGCUGCUUCUUGGGACCACCCAGCAGCACACUGUGUUCUACAGAGAACAGGCCCAGCACCUACCAUGCUCACUUCUCCAUGGACCAGAGAAACCCCGUGAAGAGCCGAGGAAGGCUUGUGAACCUUGUUAAAACUUAAAAGCAAUAACUUCACUGGCAUGCUCCAGUCUCCCAUGUGAUUGAGGAGUUCUGACCUCAGUCUCUCCGUCUGCACAAUGGGCUUGCUGGCCUCUCAGGGAUUUUGAAGACAUAAUGAGGAAUUUUUAUUCAGAAUAAUCACUGUUGAAAUAAUGUUUCAGGCAUUUCUAGUUCUUCCCAUACUUGACUGAUGUUUUAAGAGCCUGUUAAGGCUCUACUAAUGGAAUGAAAAGUCCUUGAACAGAAGUACCUUUUAAAAUAUGUGGUUUUCAUUUUUCCUAGUAUUUUAUUCACUGACAAGCCUGACAAUGUUUUUAUGUGUAAUGAAGGGAGUGAGUAGAACAUCAGAUUAUAAAUACAAUUGUCUUAAACUUUAAAACUGAGCUGACAGCUCAGUGUGGUAUAAAGGCACACCUUAUAGCCUGUGCUCACCCUGUGGCAUGGCAGAAGGCUGUCAUAGUCCACAGACCCUGGCUGGGCUUCUGCCUCUGAUCUUUCUUCCCUUCCCCCCUUCUCGGGCUCCACACUGUACGGAGAAGGAUGUUUUUAAAACACAGAUCUUAUCUUUUCCAGCAACUGUUGCUCAUAGGGGAAUAAGCGGGCAAGCAUGUGACCCCACUCCACGUUACACACCCCCAUACCCAUACCUAGAUCCAUCCUUGUCCCCCAAAUACUACCUCCUCUCCUGUUUACACUUUCAACUCGUCCCUCCUCUCGUGUUUUCGUAAAACUGUCUCAGCCAAAAAUCCCUGCUUUCCCUGUGUGCCCAGGGUUCUUGACAUGUAGCCUGCCCGCCAAGUCUCAGCAGGGCUUCCACAGUCCUUUGUAUAAACAAGAAUUCCACCCAGCAUUUUCCAAUGUAUUUUUAAAGAGAUUUUUAAGUGUGCGCCUGCCCUGUCUCCUAAACCAAGUGUGCUCUGCGGGAGCUCCACAGAGGAUCUGUGCACCAUUUGCACGCAGUGCUCAUGGAGGCCAGAAGAGGGUGCUACACUUCCUGGAACUGGAGUUCCAGAUGGUCGUGAGCUGCCUCGUGGGGAUGGGAGCUGGACCCAGGUCCUCUGCAAGAGGAGCCAGUGCUCUAACCACUGAGCCAUCUCUCCAGCCCAAGACCAUAUUUCUUUCUUUCCUGGUAGGUCUCCUUGAGGACAGGGACAGUCUCUGCUCAUUGCAUGCUUGGUAAAUGUCUGCAGAACUAAAUGUGAAGGCUACAAUUUCUUUAUUUUCAUUUGCAAGAACUGUUUAAAUUCCAACCCUAAUGAUUUGUGAAGUAACCGCUCCUCUCCGGUUCCUAAGCUAAACCUGCAAACAGAUGGAAGUGUUGGCCCGUGCACCAUUCAAGCCAAUUCAUCUUGUUUCCAUCCUUUGUUCCCAUGCAGGUGCAUUUGUUUGUACCUGUGUAAGACAACUGCGGCUGCUGAUGCUCAAUCACUACCCACCUUAGCUUCUUAAGAAUGGUUGUCCUUGCUCUGGGGCUCUGCAAGGAGCCUGGGCUGGCUGGCCAACUGGGACACACCAACACAGCUGGCUUUUCAGAUGGUGCCUGAGGGACUGGAAACAGGGCUUUCUGUUUGCAAGGCAAGCACUUUACCUGGCUGCCUCCCCGGGCCCUUUACCAGACUUCUCCAUUUUCAUACGUAAUGAUAAAGAUGCCGUGACUUUUCUAUAAUCUGGGAAAAACCACUUAUGUUUACAAAGCUCGUUCCUUAUCAACGUAUGGCAUUGCUAGUGACCCUGUAAAGUGGCUCUUCAUUUCCCACGUGACAGGCGAGGAAGGUGAGCCUCAGGAACUCGAGGCUGGACUCUGGCCUUUCUAUAGUAUCAGUAUAUGCAGACGGACUGGACACAGUGGCACAGCACUUGCAUACCAGAUGCCAGGCCCUGAAUUAGAUCCCAAUACGGCAAAGCAACGGCAAGCAUGCACUAUACUGCCUGUCCUCACCUGAACAGCCUACAGUGGCUGCCAUUGAGACUAGACAGGAUGGUCUUACAGUGGAGGGGCAAUAGACAGCUUCUUGGCUGAGCAGAAACCUACUUGAGUGGCCUAUAUUUUGAGGGUCUCAACUGCUGGCCCAGUGAGUGUGGCUGUCUCAUGUCCUCAAAGUUUGCGUCACGAGAGAGGAACAUGUUCCAGGAUGAUCGCACAAGCACCAUGUCCUUUCUUCUUGUUCUAUACACCCAUCUCUUCAUCAUUUCAACUCAAUGGCUUAGUCACCCGUGCUCAGAGUCCACAAACAGUAUCUUGUCUUGAAACCCAGUCAGAGGACUUUAUUACAGGGUAUUGCAGCAACUGCUUCAGUUUAUUUUCAGCUAUUGCUGUUAGCCUUUGACUUUGCCUAAUUAAAUUAAGUAUCACAGACAUUAUGUCUUGAAGGAAAAAACCUAGCAUGACAGAGUUAGAUACUACCCGCAGUUUCAGAAAUCCAUUGGAGGUCCCAGAACAGGUCUCCAUGGACCAAGGGGCUGAUAACAAGGGCUGGCUGCCUUGUGGUCAGUGUUCUAAAGAGACGGCUGGAUAUUAGAACCCAGAGAUGCCAGUGUGUCAGGGGGUAGGGAGACAUGGUGGUUGUGCGGUCAUCCUGGAACUAUUCAUGGGUGUAUAACAGGAAUAUUCUCAUAACUUAAAAACAUUUCUGUACCUUGAUACAUAACUUAAAACCAAGUGACCUGUACCUUCCUUCCACAGAACACUGAUAAGCUAACAGGUGAGAUAAAACUUUGAACCACAAUCAUUCAAGCUUCAUGCCCCGGCUGCUAUACCUAACUUCUCACAUAAAAAAGGCCAAACUCUGCAAACUUAAA